This is a messenger RNA of Heterocephalus glaber (naked mole-rat), 3757 nucleotides long. It is a transcript of the gene Susd4, whose product is annotated as sushi domain containing 4. Gene Ontology annotation, biological process: negative regulation of complement activation, alternative pathway; negative regulation of complement activation, classical pathway. Lineage: Eukaryota; Metazoa; Chordata; Mammalia; Rodentia; Bathyergidae. The record is from RefSeq and is a predicted model, not a curated record.
GCUGGCCUGGUCUGCAUGCACUGCUGAAAGAGGCCACGCUGGGUCCUGGGCUGGGUCCUGGGUCCAGGUCUCCGCCACUCUGCACCUUCACAUUUCUCGGGAUCCUUUGCGUACCCUCUUUUCCUCUGUGACACUUACAGCGUGCUCCUGGGGCACCUCUCCUCUGAUGCUGUUCUGAGUGUGGCCAUGCAGCUUCCCUGUCCUGUGUCCUAGAGUUGAGCAUGCACCCUCCUGUUGCUCGGCUGGCUGCUCUGUGCCCACCCCACUGGCCCUAUCUCCAGUCCCUGUCCUGUGGCUGUGCUGCGCCUGCCCAACACUGCUCUGGCUCCUGUGCUUUUCUCACAGACCCCAGGCCCCGGCUGGCCAGUGAGCGCGCACUGGGUGGAUGCUCUGCACUGAGCCACACCGGCUGCUGGGUGGCCGCUCCUGAGUUGACACUGGCUCCCAGCCCACCUUGCACUGCAUGCACACUGUGGGAUUCUGCCCCCACCUGGCAGGGCACCAGGAAUGAGGAAUCAGAGUUGCCCCGGGCAGCCUGACACCUCUCCAGGCACCCAGGGGAAUACAAUCAGCCCUCAGAGUGGCAUUCUAUUCUGUGACAUGUAUUUGCACCUAUAGAUGGCGGGGCCAACACCUAAGGGCUUCUUUCUGUUACCCAGAGGUGCACACGGAAACCACUGAGCCAGUGUGUGGUGUGCUUUCCACUGCCCCGUUCAGGGCAGGCUGUGUCUGCACCGUCCUGGAUGCCGAGGAGCUGCAGGGAUCAGAGGCCUUGCCAUCCCCUUUGGGCGUCCAGGGGCUGCUCAAAGGCUGUUUUUUGGUGGGAACUUUGCUUGGGAGAACAAGGUCCCAAUGCCUUUGCUUGCUCCAGGUGGGGGGAGGCUGUGUGUGGGAAGCCUGCUCCCCUCAUGGGCAGCUGAGACCUGCAGCUCCUGCCGGGAGGCAGGGUGGGCAUGCAGCUUGCGCCAACCCACGAGAGCAGAGCAUCGGGGUUCUGGUGCGCCUGCAUGUUCCGUGAUGGCGUUUUUCUCAGUUGCUGAUUCUGCUCAUCCCCGACUCCUGGCCCUCCCCCAAGCCCCCACGUGUCUGGCUCCGAGCAGAGCAUUCUGAGGUGCAGACCGUCUCAGAGGAGGGCCUGGCGCUGCUGAGCAGGAGGCUCUUCGGGCCCGAGGGAGGGCAGGGUGAGCCUGGCCUGGCUUCUCCCCUGGCCCACUGCGUCCGUCAUUCACUUGGGGGAGGGGGAGCGGUGCCUUAUCCUGGGGUGUCCAUGGCAGCUUGGUCCCCAAGGCACGUGGGGUAAUGAACAGGGUCGGGCCGCAGAACAGUGAGGCUGUCUGCCAUUAUGUGGGUGCGUGAGAUGCUGUGGCCUGUGGAGCCCGGAAAGGAGAGCGGGUGUGCGCUCUGUCUCCCUUGCUCUCUUCUUUCUUGCAGUACUAGCUAUGAACCCAGAGAUUUUUGCAUUGAGGUACAUCCCCAGCCCUUUCUACGUUUUUAUUUUGAGACAGGGUCUCACUAAGUCAGUUGCCCAGGCUGGGCCUGAACUUGCGAUCCUCCGACUCAGCUUCUUGAGUGCUGGGAUCACAAGUGUGCACCACCAAGCCUGGCUGAAAGCAGAUGUUCUCGGCACACACUGUUCGCUUCACAUGCAGUCAGUGUCCCCCGGAUACAGCUGCGGCUCCACAGGGUCCUGCUCCCUCCAGUGGAAUGACCUGAAGUGCCUGAGACCCCCGGGGUCACAGUGGACUCCAUACCCUGCAGGCUGCCUGAGACCCCUGGCCUCCUCCAACGGCUACGUGAACAUCUCCGAAUUCCAGACCUCCUUCCCCGUGGGGACUGUGAUUGCCUACCGCUGCUUCCCGGGGUUCAAGCUCGAGGGGUCUGAGUUCCUCGAGUGCCUGCACAGCCUCAUCUGGUCGUCCAGCCCGCCCCGGUGCCUUGCUCUGGAAGUUUGCCCACUGCCUCCCACGGUGAGUCACGGCGACUUCAUCUGCCACCCGCGGCCUUGCGAGCACUACAACCACGGCACGGUGGUGGAGUUCUACUGCGACCCUGGCUACAGCCUCACCAGCGACUACAAGUACAUCACCUGCCAGUACGGGGAGUGGUUUCCCUCCUACCAGGUCUACUGCCUCCAGUCCGAGCACACCUGGCCUGGCACACACGAGACCCUCCUGACCACCUGGAAGAUUGUGGCAUUCACGGCCACCAGUGUCCUGCUGGUGCUGCUGCUCGUCAUCCUGGCCAGGAUGUUCCAGACCAAGUUCAAGGCCAGCUUCCCACCCAGGGGCCCCCCCAGGAGCUCCAGCAGCGACCCCGACUUCGUGGUGGUGGACGGCGUCCCCGUCCUGCUGCCGUCCUAUGACGAGGCUGUGAGCGGAGGUGCGAGUGCCUUAGGCCCCGGGCUCCUGGCUGCUGUGGGGCGGGGCUGCCUGGUGCCCGUGGAUGACCAGAGCCCCCCCGCCUACCCCGGGGAUGAGGACAUGGGCACAGGGGCCUCCUGGGAGACCUGCAGCAGCGCCUCGGGCUCCUCCGAGCUGCUCCAGAGUCUGUACCCACCUCCCCCGAGUCAGACGCGUGCCUGCCCCACCCCCGAGGACCCCGACCCAGUGGCCAGCACCCUGGACGUGGCAUCCACCAGCCCAGGCAUUGACAUUGCGGACGAGAUCCCUCUGAUGGAAGAAGGCCCCUAGGGCUGGAAGCGAUGACGCCACUGCCCCUCUGGGGAGGGAUCUGGAUCCACACAGCGAGGCAGAAGGACAGAGCCGGGCCCGGGUGCUGUCUAAUUCACCAUCAGUGGGCCACAACUUCUGUGGCCGAUCGGGAACUCAGUGUGGCGGACUUGCUGCCCAGCCAGCGCUGUUAAACAAGAGUCGAGGGGUGCCAGGACCAGGGAGGGGGGCACGGAAGACCAGGCCCCUGGCCGCUGAGGAAAGCGUGAAGCGUGCCUGCUGCACAGACGCCCGCAACGCUCAUCCUGCUGACUGGAGAACCCCUGAAACAUGUCACGCUCACAUGGUGUAAAUUUGCUGGUUCACAUCCGCCGCUCCUGCCCCGGGAGGGCUCGGCCUCUGGAGCACCCACAUCAUGCUGCGGGAGAGGGGCAGGGCACCCGCGCCCUCUGCUACGGACCGGGCUGUCCUCCUCCCUGAUGCCUCUGCCCCUUGCCCUGCAGGGGCAGGAAUUCUGGAGACCCCGUUUGUACCUCUGCGCUCCUGUGCUCCUGGGCUCCGGUGUGGCAGGUCCCUGGCGCCUUCUGGUGGAGGAGGACAUGACCAAGGUGCUGUGUGGCUCCCCUCCGCAACAGUCAACCUGAGUCUGAGCUGCUCUGCGGUCUCUCCUGUGCCUGCUCCAAGGCCUAACUGUACUUUAUUUUCCCAAACAGAAAUUGUUUCUGUACACAUAUUCUGCCUCCAAAGAAAGUGUGAAGCUGAGUUCUUUCUCCUUCUUUGCUUGGUCCUGCAGAGGCGGCCCAAGACUGUCCCCUCCUGCUUCCGGGCCCCGCCUCUCCUGCAGGUCACCGCCUGCCCUGCCGGGAGAGGGCCCAGCACCCAAGGGAGGAUUAAAACCCGAGUCUCGAGCCUGGAGACUCCUCCAGCGCGCACUGCUCUGAGGAGCUGAUCCUUUCCUCCUCUGGGCUUUAGACGAAUACACAAAGCUCCAAUCUGCACCAUCACUGAGCUGCUCACGCAACAAGGCUGGGAGCUCGAUCGAGUCUUAUUUUUUCUUGGCAUAAACAGAUUAAAAAUGAAAAAGAAAA